CUCGGCGGGCGGAAGGCCCCCGAGGCGGCGGCGGGCGCCAUGUCGGUGAGCGCCAUGUUCGUGGCGCUGCAGGGCGUCCUCACGGCCGACCAGGACGUGCGGGAGGAGAUCCGCAAGGUCGUGCAGGCGCUGGAGCAGACGGCCCGCGAGAUCCUGACGCUGCUGCAGGGCGUGCACCAGGGGGCCGGCUUCCAGCACAUACCAAAGAAAUGUCAGAAGGCUCGAGAACACUUCGGUACAGUACGGACGCAGAUGGAGUCUCUGAAGACGAAGUUUCCUGCUGAUCAGUAUUACAGAUUCCAUGAGCACUGGAGGUUUGUGCUUCAGCGGUUGGUGUUUCUGGCAGCAUUUGUAGUCUACUUGGAGUCAGAAACGUUAGUGACCCGGGAAGCUGUUGCAGAAAUACUGGGGAUUGAAGCUGAUCGAGAGAGGGGCUUUCACCUGGACAUUGAAGACUACCUUUCUGGUGUGUUAACUCUUGCGAGUGAGCUGGCCAGGCUGGCAGUGAACAGCGUCACGGCUGGUGACUAUUCUCGCCCUCUCCGUAUCUCAACUUUUAUCAACGAGCUGGAUUCUGGCUUCCGCCUCCUCAACCUGAAGAACGACUCCCUGAGGAAGCGUUACGAUGGCCUGAAAUACGACGUCAAGAAAAUUGAGGAAGUGGUUUAUGACCUGUCAAUCAGAGGACUCAAUAAGGAGGCGACAGGCGGUGUGGCUGGAGAGAAAUGAAGGAUGCUCAUUUUAACAGCAUCAUCGAUUACCUCAGAUGGUUGCCAAGCUAGGAGGCGUGCUCGCAAAGCCUUCCUACCGUAGUUAGAAGAACCGCAGCUGAAAGCUGCUCUCUAUUUUCUUACAAAAGGUGUAGUACGGGUGUUAGAUCUCAAAAUGUUUUGUAAAAUUAUGGCUAGGUUAGUGCAGCAGGCUCUCUGUUUCCGCUGAAAUUCCUCUGUCAAAACACGUUGCUGUUCUGUGCACAGCAGCAGUAGCAGGCAGCACCUCCCCGAGCUGAAAUUCCCCCUAGUUCCGUGGUGGUGUUUCACUGCCCUGGCAGUUCCGUGCUCCAGCUGCUUCUGCUCACACACCUGUGAAGGUGUGUGCACAGCAUGCAGCUUGGUGCUGAUACAUGCCACGUUUAAAAAAAAACUGUAAAUAUCUAUGUUUUUUUAAGACACAGGCUUUUUCUUUUUUGUUUAUUAAAUGUUCACCUACUUAAGUUGAACAGAUCUGCAUAACCGUUUAUUAGCCAGCUCUUUUUAAAUGGUUUCAGUUAGCGUGGCCCCCCUUGGAACCGGUGUACUGCACCUGGGCACCUCUUUCUCUUUUUAUUUCUUUCCCUCCAAGAUACCUGCUAUCAGUGAGUGCAAGGUUUUCUUAAAUACCUGCUUUCAGAGGCUGGUAUUUGAUUUCCCAACAUGAGGAAAUGCUGGGUUUUAACACAAUCACCUUAAGAACUCUGUAUAAGAUUUUUUUUUCUUUUCAACUAGCGAAGUUUAUGACUAGAGAAGUGUUAACUGACAAACCGCAGGUAGUGUUUGAGUUUUAACAACUUACGUAGGCCACAGCUGUACCUGUUUCCUGGGAUUAAAAAGAGAAAUGAUAGUUCAUGUAGUAAAAUCUUUGUAUUCCCCAAAAGAGGGGAAAUUGUUUGUUUCAAAUACUUUGCAUGUAAGAUAUUUGCAUAUACCCACAGCCUCUUCUGUUCAUGUAAAUGGACAGGUUCGUACCUCCCCGUGUGUUUGUUCUCUUGUCCUAAAUGACUUGGAGUCUUUCCAUUUCCUUACUGCUUCAGGUGGUACACUAGGGUAAAGGAGGAAAAACGCACUUGUUUAGGAGGAGGAAUAUUUCCAGAGGAUGAACGUGAACAAUCAAGUUUAUGUAGGGCUUAUUAGUGUUUCAUUUUGAUGACAAAUAUUUCCCAUUGUUUCAGUUAAGUUUUUAUUUUGUUUAUUGGAAGAAAAUUGUUUCUUGGUUACUUUGGCCAAUAAAAUAUGUUUUUUGAUUUUGGCCGUUUG
This is a messenger RNA of Oxyura jamaicensis (ruddy duck), 2012 nucleotides long. RefSeq names its product translin (gene TSN). Gene Ontology annotation, cellular component: nucleus; cytoplasm. The coding region runs from base 40 to 729 and encodes 229 amino acids. NCBI's taxonomy places the organism in Eukaryota, Metazoa, Chordata, Aves, Anseriformes, Anatidae. The record is from RefSeq and is a predicted model, not a curated record. The transcript is spliced from 6 exons. Gene Ontology annotation, molecular function: RNA binding; sequence-specific DNA binding; single-stranded DNA binding. Gene Ontology annotation, biological process: RNA metabolic process.